AUGGUCUGGCUGUGGUUGACUCGGCUCGUUGCCGUAGAUGCCUUACCAUUCAUUGCCGACGGGGGCGUGCAGCGCCGCUAUGGCGCGGCACUGGACCGCCGAAACACCCAGACGGACACUUCCACAGGAGAACCACCGAGGGAUCGUACGAUAGUCACUGUACUAUCAUUAAUUUGCAUGAUGGUGCUCUCUUUCCUUCUAGGAUCCCGGUUCACAAAAUUGAGGCGGAAUGCCUUGAUGAAACGGAACCUAACGUCGAUGCUCGUCCUGUUAUUGUAUGGUCUUGUAAUCCUGUUCCUAAUAUCGUCUACGGUAUUGCUAUCAGGUCAAGGUCUCGAACAUUACAAUCUGUGCUUUGCUGCAACCUGGGUUUGCUUGAUAUUCUAUACCGCGAGCAAAGGUGUUAUAUAUAUCUUCCUCGUGGAGAGGGUUCAUGUCGUUCGUGCCCCAUUUGUACAGCGAAGACGCGACUGGCUCUACUGGGGAUGCAUGGCGAUGGUUAUCGCCUCAUUUGUUGGCGUCUCCAUCAACGCAUACCUCCACCCAAUCAUUGAAAUGCGAGGAGACAACAGGUGUUAUAUGGGAAUCCCGGGAAAGGUUUCCAUUCCAUUCAUGGUGGUCGACAUUGCGGUUGAUGUGGCACUGACAGGCGUGUUCUUCUACUUACUCCGACCGUUGGUCAGCUUCCAUGGGAUAGCUACCUUGGACGGGGUAUUUGCAGCCAAUAGAGAGAGAAUCGUCAGUGUUGCCGGACAACAAGAGACUGCAGUCCAGAAAAACAUCAGGGCGUUACUAUGGAAGAGCGUUGCGGGAAGCAUAUUGAUCAUGCUGCCGACCAUUGCCAACAUGAUUCAGUUCUAUAUUACCAAGGGACGGGAGCUUGCCUUGAUAUGUCUCGGCAUUUGUGUCCUUGACGUUACCUGGGAUGCCAUUGUCAUACAUUGGCUUACAUUCGGCUCAGUGGAGGCUGAACAAAACUUGAGCAAAUCUCUGGAGUUGUCAUCUCCUAAGUCACCUACGUUCCGACCACGUUCCCUAGAGGCUUUGAAUAUAGCAAGCUCACGACAGGCUGCGGUACCCACGUCACUACAGAAAGUCCAACAUCCUCGUAAAUGUGUCUCCGGAGAAACAUUGACAGAAGUUCGCCCCGACUGA
Aaosphaeria arxii CBS 175.79 is the source of this 1155-nucleotide messenger RNA. RefSeq lists its product as uncharacterized. Bases 1 to 1155 code for a protein of 384 amino acids. Lineage: Eukaryota; Fungi; Ascomycota; Dothideomycetes; Pleosporales. The transcript is spliced from 4 exons. The record is from RefSeq and is a predicted model, not a curated record.